CGGACACAGACGGACAGACACGGCCGGACAGACACACGGCCCCGCACUGAGGCUUUGGGCAGAGCCCCAGGGAAGGGGAACAUCCUCCCCCCGGAUCGGAGGGGGCACCCCGAUGGUCGGCAUCCCCGGGGCGCAGCUGGACCCCCCCAUGGGGUGAGACCCCCCCCGGGCCCCCCUAUGGUGUGGGGACCCCCCCGGGGUUCCCAGCUGGGAACAGGGCAGAGCUGGGUGCGGGUCCCAGAGCCAACAUCGGGGGGCAAGGGGGGGGGUUGAGGGGAAUGGGGGUGGCUGGGGGGGGCGAUGCACAUUUUGGUGCCCGGGUUCUGCCGCCGCAUUUAUAGGAGGAGCGGCCGCAGGGCCCUCCCCGUCCCGCAGACGCAAGCGGGGCGGUGGCUCCGGUUAAAGGGGAACCUUGACAGCGCCGCCGCCCGCUCCGCGCCGCGCUGCCCGCUCCGCACCCUCCGCACCGCUCCGCACCGCUCAGCACCGCUCCCGCCGCCCAGCGAGCCCCGGUUCCGCGACUUCUGCCCCAGACCACCGCCAAGAUGCUGCUUUUGCUGCUGGGGAUCAUCGUGCUCCACGUCACCGUGCUGGUGCUCCUCUUCGUCUCCACCAUCGUCAGCCAAUGGCUCGUGAACGGCGGGCAGACGGCGGACCUGUGGCAGAACUGCUCCUCUGGUACCGUCUUCCAGUGCCUGACAUCGUCCACGAAUGAAUGGCUGCAGUCUGUCCAGGCGAUGAUGAUCCUCUCCAUCAUCUUCAGCGUCUUGUCCCUCUUCCUGUUCUUUUGCCAGCUCUUCACGCUCACCAAGGGCGGGCGAUUUUACAUUACUGGGAUCUUCCAAAUCCUUGCUGGGCUCUGCGUGAUGAGCGGCGCGGCCAUCUUCACAGUGAGGCACACGGACUGGCACCAAGCCUCGGAAAACACCUCCUAUGGCUUCGCCUAUAUCCUGGCGUGGCUCGCCUUCCCCCUGGCCCUCACCAGUGGCAUCAUCUACGUCAUCUUACGGAAGCGCGAGUGAUGCCGCAGGAGGUGCAUCCGGGGCACUCAUGACGUCCACGGAGGAGACGGAGGCGGGGGAAAAUAGACGAGAAAACGGAAAAGAAAAUUAACCAAAAAAAAAAAAAAGAAAAAAAAAGGAAUAAACCCUCCCACCAAAAACCAAACCAAACCCAACCAACCCCAAAAGGAAACACUCAAAGGGUUACUUGUUAAUUGAGGAUGUAUAUAGUAUCUAUGGUUUAAAAAACCUAUUUAUAACACUUUUUACAUACAUGUACAUAGUAUUGUUUGCUUUUGUUGACCAUAUGCUAUGUUUUAAAGCCUAAAGAAAGUGCCUAAGGAAUUAUUACUCCUAACAGUGUAACAAGAGCGCGGUGAUUUUUCUCUCAUGCGAAGCCCUCUGUGACCUGAGCUCUCCUUCCCCACCCCAGCCAUGCCGUCGGAGUGCCCCAGCUCUGGCUGCUGUCUCGCUGGCACAGGUCGGUGCCGCUCCGCGGAGCAGCGGGGAGUUACGCCUGGUGAUGUUGGCCGGAGGCUUGGCCCCUGCUCCUCCUGCCCGCUGAGAUUUUGGCGGCUGGAGGGCACGGCCAGGGCUGGCGGAGGCGCUUCCGAAAGGUUCGAAGGGUUUUCGGAGCAAAGGACUGCCCAAAGUGCCUAAAUGACUUAUGCGCCUAAGUCCCACUGCCUUGCCACCACACCCGCUGGGAAUUUGGGCUUUUAAAUCACUUAGGUUGAAUGCAGGCAAGCGCAGGCUGUGCUUCAUCCCCGUGUGCACCCAGGGUGCCAGGGGCUGUGUGCGCCCCGAGCCGAGCCCCCGUGCACGGGCUCUCCCCGCCAUGCAACAUGCGUUGUCCUUGCCGUGGAGCUAGAGUACCAAUGAGCAGGAAGCAAACCCCGUAUAUCUAUGAAAUUGAAUGCCAGAUAUAUGAAAUGGUGCUAUCUAUUUACCAUUCCUUAUACUGCUAGCCAUUUAACCUUAUUCACUGGAAAUUCAGUUAACAACCUUGAGGUAAACAACAAAGCUAGAAACGAGAAAUAAUUCUGUGUAAUAUAAAUGAGCUAUAACUGCUUUUGUACUUAGAUGACUUGCUCUUACUAUUAUUUUUAAUAAAGCAUUUAUAACCAAGGUUCCUUUCCCUCCACCCCGUGGUCAAGAGGAACAGAAACAGCUCAGGGUGGAGGAGCCCUGCUGCCCUUCGCCCCCGGAGCACGAUGUCUGUCCUCUGUCUGUGUGUCAGAGAGGUGUCUGGCAAUGAAUUGAGCAGGCACCUGCACAGAACCCAGGCUGCCUUCUGAGGACUCCAGACACUGCGUUGCUGUCGUCGUUUUUGUUUCAUUUAGGGUUUUUUUCUUUCUUUUUUUUUUUUUUUUUUUUUUUUGCUUUGCUUUUCUGAUUUUAUACCGACUGUGUGGACUAAGAAGCAAUGAAAUAAAAGUCAGAAUAAC
Cygnus olor (mute swan) is the source of this 2449-nucleotide messenger RNA. It is a transcript of the gene PMP22, whose product is annotated as peripheral myelin protein 22. NCBI's taxonomy places the organism in Eukaryota, Metazoa, Chordata, Aves, Anseriformes, Anatidae. The transcript has 5 exons. The record is from RefSeq and is a predicted model, not a curated record. Gene Ontology annotation, cellular component: plasma membrane. Bases 546 to 1022 code for a protein of 158 amino acids.